GGUCGCCGUUUGUUAGUAUUCACGUGCAGUCUCUCAAGUACAGAUCGCGGAACACGCGCGCGGUAUCCCGUGAACAUAUUUCGCUUUUACGCCACGCGCACGCUUUCGCAUAAUCACAGUUUUUUUAUCGUGCACGAUAUAGUUCGGGUUUGCAUUUAUUUUUUGGGUGUACAUUAUUCGGCGAAAGAUAGCAUUGGAAAUUCAACAGCAGCACACGGAACACGGAAUGCGUAGAAAACAUGCUGCUUGUAUAAAAUGAAAUGUGUUGUGCGUGAAUGUGUUUGUGAAGUUUAUUAAGAAAAAAAGACAUAAAUUGUUAAGUUUCCAAAAAAUGAUCGAUGAGUUCGAACCCGUGCUCUGCGGUUAACGCUCCGUCCAGCCUGCUACAACCGCCCACAUGAUGGGUGUUCGAAAUGAUCGUUAAAAACUCGGCAGGAUACACCUUAGUGGGAAGGUGUUGUGUGUGCAGUAUUGUUUAGAUGCAACCCCCCCGCGCGCAACAGGCAAAUCCGCUGACACUCUAUUAGCUUUCCGGCAGCCCUGUAUGUGUGUGCUAGCAAGUUGGGACCAGAGUUGGGAAAGUGCCCUCUUCCGGAAAAGGGAACCCAUCAAGAUCUAGAGCAUCCGAAGAGGAACCAUUUUUUGUAUGUGCCAAAGAAAAGUGACCAGAAACCAAAGAGAAAGAGAGAGAGCACGUGAACGCACGUGGUAGGUGGUAAGCUGUAAGCAAACAAUCAUGUCUGGAAUCUUCAAAUACACACCCAACCGGACGGCAGCGUCCACACCGAACCGACGGUCAGCUUUCGGCACUGGAUUCGGAAGUCCCGGUGUGCACCAGGAUGCCACCAUGGAUAACUCAUAUGCGAUGGGAUUUCGUUCUCCCUCAAUAAACGCCCUCACCGGUCACGGUUCGCCCGUUCCGGUGCGUUCGUUGCGCGACAACGAGGAAGAAAUCUCGACGCUGCGCAAAGAAAACUUCAACCUGAAGCUACGCAUUUAUUUCCUCGAGCAGAAGGCGGGCAUCUGUACGGACAGUGACACACCCGUCCUGGGUGUAACCUCCUCAUCCUCCACCAACACGUCAUGCGAUGGCAAUUAUUUGAAGCAGAACAUCGAUCUAAAGGUCGAGGUAGAAUCAUUGCGACAGGAUGUUCAAAACAAACAUGACCUUCUCUGCCAGGCGGCCAAAGCGAUGGAGGUGAUGGAGGAAAGCCACAAGAAGGCGGAGGAGAAGCACCGCGAGAUGGUGAACGAUCUGAACAAUCGCAUCGAGAUGCAUCAGCUCGAGAUAAAGUCGCUGGAGAAGAUGGCCAGCGAGCUGCAGCACCAGUACCGUGAGCUGCAACUGUCGACCAGUCGCGCGGGCCUUGAGGAUGAUGGGGUGAAUGAGCACGCGGGCGACAUGACAAGCAGCGUGGCCGGUGGUAAAGGCACGGUGCGCGAUAAUGUUGGCGAAAGUUUGCUGAACUUCCUCGACACCGUACAGCAGCACAGUGAGCUGAGCGUGCAGGAGAAGCUGAAGCUGCUCGAAAUGGAUAACGCGGUGCGACAGUGCCAGGAACGGAACGAGGAGCUGAGCCGCCAGGUGGAACAGCUGCAGGCCAUGAUCGAUGAAAAGACGAGCAAAAUUAGUCAGCUAGAGGUUGAGCUGGGAGAGUUGCGGUUCGAAAAUGCGGAACUGCGCGAAGAAUCCGAAAAGCCACAGAAUAAUGUUGAGAUCGAGCGCCUUAAGCAGCAGAACUUUGACAUCCGGUCCGAGCUGGCCGAAAAGCUGUGCGUGCUCGACGAUACGGAGGCGAAGCUACGGGAAAAAACGAUGGAGUGCACCAAAUCUUGCAAAAUGGUCGAGAAGCUGAUAAAGACAAUAACCGAGCAGGAUAAGGAGCUGGAAAAGUUGAAGCGAAACUCGCCGAUAGAAUUGAACAACAGUCGUGAGCCGCCGAUAAGGAAGAACAUAUCACUUGCAUCCGAGCACGGCAGUUUUCCCGCGGCACCGGUGGAAAUUGUGGACCAGGACCGUAAACCGGUCAGCCAGUCCGAGUACGACGCGUUGGUGCAGCGUGCCAAGCUGCUGCAGCACAAGAACGACACGCUCAUUCACAAGCUGUGCGGGGGCAAUGGUAGCGGUACGGCGAAUGGUGGUGGUGGUGGUGGCGACAAUCGUAACGAUCGGAACAUCAUCAUCAAGCAGCUGAACGAUGAGCUGAUCAAGGCGCGGGAAGAGGCCGAAAAGGAGCAACGGUGGCGCAAGGAGACGGCCGAUCUGUGUGCCAUAUCGACGCAUCGGCUCGAGGAGCUGGCCGGCUUUCUCGAUUCGCUGCUCCGGAACAAGGAGCUGCUCGGUUCGCUGUCGACGGACAGCCGCAAAGCAAUUCGCAACGCGGUGGAUCGUAGUUUGGAUCUGUCGCGCAGCCUCAACAUGUCCAUCUCCGUCACGGGGCUGUCGCUGAUCGGCAACAAUAGCUUGGCGCAGCUUAGCUGUCUGUCCGGGUACUUGGACCAUUCGAUCGGUGGUGAUGUUGGUGGUGGACAGAAGAAGCAAGCCGGUGAUGGUAGCGAUGAUGCUGAAGAGUAUGACAAGGAAAACCGAGUGUCGAACGUUAAGGGACAGACGAUUAGCGGCAGCAGCAGCAGCACGUUCGGUGGGCUAAAUCAGACGAAGCAAAUGAUUGAAUCGCUACGCGCUGAAAAUAAGGCUCUUCGGGGUGAACUGAUGGAACAGCAGCAGCAGCAGCGACCUCGUCGCCGGGAGAGCAAGGAACGUAAAUCCGUCCCGAUCGAACCGAUCUCCGACUCGGAAGCAUGGUCCGAGCCGGAUCGAGGUGUAUCGAUGGCCCGGAUCGGUCUGGAGGAUAGCAAGCUGACCGUUCGGCAGAAGAACGCAUCAGCCGGCACGAUCGCCGCCAUGAAUUUGUCCGCAUCCGGCGCCCUGGAGCUCAGUUCCACCUCCGACAACGAGUCGCUCGUCACCGCGGCACAGCGUAAAUCGGGUUCGUCGGGUGAAAUGAAACACCUGCAGGAGAUGGUGGCGUCCCUGAACAAGGAUCUUCAGGACAAGAACGGCACUAUACUCACCAUCCAGAGCCAGCUGGUCGAUCUGGACAGUGAGCUGCAGCGGGAACGCACGCGGUUGGCGAACGUCCAGUCGGAAGCGACCGAGCACCGGCAGCAGUGGGAACGCGAGGCGAACGAAUCGAGAGCAAAGGCUGAACGGAUGGCCGAACGGUUGGCGCUACUGGAAGGUGACAUCCGGCAGCGAGACGCACUGAUCGAGAAGCUACGGAAGGAGCGCGAACAGGCGGCCGUCGAUCUGCGCGUCGCCGUCAUGAAGCUCGAAUCCAUGCACACCGAGUACAGCGAUCUGCAGCAGCGGCACAAGCGAGAGCUGGACGCCCGGCUAGCGCACGAGCAGCGGCAGCUGGAGGAGCUCCGGCAAAGCCUAACCGAAUCAUUCCGCAACGAGCUGCAGCUGAAGCAGCAAUCGUUCGAUACGGCCCUCGCCCAGAACUACAUCUCCAAGAACAUCCACCAGGAGAAGGUGCGCGAGCUGAACGAACUGCACUACCGGCUGGAGGAUGCGCACAACGACCUCUCCGCCAUGGCGCAGACGGAGGACGCACUGCGCAAGCAGCUGGCCGACUGCGAGCGGAACGUGCUGGCGAUGAAGAAAAGUCUCGACGAGGCGACACUCCAGGCGUCCAAGGCGGCGAUCGACCGGACCAAGGCGCUCAACGAGAAGCGCCAGCUGGAGAGCGAGCUGGGGUACGCGCAGGAUGAGCUGAAGCAGCUGAAGGUGGAGAAGAACCAGCUGAACGAGCAGCUGCAGGCCGUGAUGAUGCGAUCGCCCCGAACGGCCGGUGCGAGCGGCGGCAGACGCAUGGUGGGACAGGAUGGCAAUCUGUCGACGUCGGGCACGGACGAGGAAACGGCCGGCCGACGGCAGCUGGAAAACUCCUCGCCCGAUCUGGGCAUCGAGAGCGAUCCGGGCCGUCUGUCGAACGUGGAGCUGGGCGGUGAGCUGAAGUACGCCACAUCGCCCCAACAGCGGCCACUGCUCAAAACGCUUGAACUGACGAAAUCGAUGUCCAAUCUGCUCUUGAAUCCGGCCAUGGAUGUCAAACUAGAGGACGGAGAAUCGUCAAAGGGCGCCGGGGGCGAGCAAGAGUCGCCGGAAGCGACAACCAUCGUCAAGCACGACUGUGCCAAAAUCGAGGUCGACUACCGGGAUCUGCAACGGCGGUACAACAAAACGCGCCACUGUUUGGCGGUGGCGUACGACAAAAUAAAGUCGUCCAACAGGGUGAAGAAGCAGCUCGAGGUGGACUUGAAGCAGCAGAUCCACAAGACGCACGCCGUCCUCAAGACGGUGCACCGGAACAUGGAUUCGAACGGUGGCGGUAGCAACGAUGACUAAGCUCCGGGUCUUAAUGUCGACCGCGCGCACACCAACACCAUAUACUUACAGCGUUUUGACGAGUUUUAAUCUCUGCGUGUGUGUGUGUGUGUGUGUGUGUGUGAGAGAGAGAGAGAAGCGUGUUAUGUGUAUAUACUGAGCCACCCUCGGGGUAGUAGAUUUGUGAGUGAGUGAGUCAUGUGUAAGAGACAAAGAAACUGUUCCAUAUUCCAUUUCUGCGUCACGGGUGUACAUUUUCACUUGACCCGCCCCCCGGAGUGAAGCGAGGCAACUGCUUACAUGAGGUGUAAAUAUGAGCGAUCAGAUAGUUAGUGUGUGUGUGUGAGUGAGUGAGUGUCCCGGGAAGAAUUUACGAGAUGAGAUUAGGGACGGAGCAGCAGAAGAAUGUGAGACUAAUUUAUUUGUGAAGUGUUUUAUUCGGUAGUGAUGAUGAUGAUGGAGGAGUCCAACCAGACAAAAGGAUGCGAGCAAAUAAAAGCCCCGUACUGUUUUUUGAUGAUAGAAA
This is a messenger RNA of Anopheles stephensi (Asian malaria mosquito), 4919 nucleotides long. It is a transcript of the gene cnn, whose product is annotated as centrosomin. Gene Ontology annotation, biological process: microtubule bundle formation; negative regulation of centriole replication; establishment of mitotic spindle orientation. Gene Ontology annotation, cellular component: pericentriolar material; microtubule organizing center; mitotic spindle pole. Lineage: Eukaryota; Metazoa; Arthropoda; Insecta; Diptera; Culicidae. The transcript is spliced from 9 exons. Gene Ontology annotation, molecular function: protein kinase binding; gamma-tubulin binding; microtubule binding. The record is from RefSeq and is a predicted model, not a curated record. The coding region runs from base 737 to 4414 and encodes 1225 amino acids.